CCCGAUCCCACUCCCACGGUCCCACCUCGCCUCUCGCGCUCCUGCCCACCCAGCCUGUCCGCCGUCUGGUGUCCGCCUGUUCCCCAAAAGCAAAGAGAGGCGCAGAGCCGCCGCCGUUGAUCUCUGACCUUUCCGAUCCAGAGCCUAGCUCUCACCGUCUACCGGAGCUCUCACCAUGGCGGUGAGCUCGCGGUUUCCCUCCCAACCCGCGGCGCGUGGCCUCCUGCGCCGCACCCCGCAGCGCAUCCUCCCCGUCGAGCGCACGCCGCGCCGCCUCGCCCUGGUCGUCACCGCCGUCUCUGGGGGACCUGUACCUGGCGGAUCGCCCGUUCCCAGGCGGCCGCCACCGCCGGAGGACGCCGCGACCGUGGCACCGACCUCAGUGCCGUCGUCGGCCGCCUCGGCCAUCGAUUUCCUCACCCUGUGUCACCGCCUCAAGACCACCAAAAGGAAAGGAUGGAUAAACCAUAGCAUCAAGGGCCCUGAGUCCAUUGCUGAUCACAUGUACCGAAUGGCCUUGAUGGCUCUGAUUGCUGGUGAUCUGCCUGCUGUGGAUCGAGAAAGGUGUAUCAAAAUUGCUAUUGUGCAUGACAUUGCAGAAGCUAUUGUUGGUGACAUUACCCCAUCGGAUGGUAUACCUAAGGCUGAAAAAAGCCGGCGCGAACAAGCAGCACUAGAUGAAAUGUGCCAAGUUCUUGGUGGUGGGCCAGCUGCUGAUGAGAUUAAAGAGUUGUGGGAAGAAUAUGAGAACAAUUCUUCUAUUGAAGCCAAUCUUGUAAAAGAUUUUGAUAAAGUGGAAAUGAUUCUUCAGGCAUUGGAAUAUGAGAAAGAACAUGGCAAAGUGCUAGAUGAGUUCUUUCUCUCCACUGCCGGCAAGUUCCAGACAGAGAUCGGUAAGAGCUGGGCCGCUGAAGUAAACUCGAGGAGAAAGGAGGGAUGCGGAAAGCAGGAGCCUUCAUCAAACUUCCACGGAAACGUGUUGUGAUGGGGACGGUGUGGCCAACUAGAGCCUGGCAAGUUUAAGUGGCCCUGGAGCCAACUUCAGCGGUGGGCUGAUGGCAGUUCACCGAUUGACACGGCUGUUCAGCCUUCCUAAAUAAUAACAGGAGGGUUAUGGAGUGAACACUAGAUUUUAGUCUGGUUAGCUGAAAUGUUCGUAGUUGCUCGAAGACCAAGGGGUAGGUAAAACUGUGUAGUGUUUCGUUGUAGCCUGGAAUCCAGCGAGGAUGAGAUACUUCUUCUUUUUUCAACUCCGUGAAUAAUGAAAGGGCAAUGGUGUUUGCCCUUCUCAUC
Messenger RNA from Zea mays, 1293 nucleotides. Its product is annotated as HD domain containing protein. Gene Ontology annotation, cellular component: cytoplasm. The record is from RefSeq and is marked validated. Lineage: Eukaryota; Viridiplantae; Streptophyta; Magnoliopsida; Poales; Poaceae. Gene Ontology annotation, molecular function: 5'-deoxynucleotidase activity. The coding region runs from base 176 to 985 and encodes 269 amino acids. The transcript is spliced from 8 exons.